Messenger RNA from Pseudovirgaria hyperparasitica, 512 nucleotides. RefSeq lists its product as uncharacterized. The record is from RefSeq and is a predicted model, not a curated record. Bases 110 to 382 code for a protein of 90 amino acids. NCBI's taxonomy places the organism in Eukaryota, Fungi, Ascomycota, Dothideomycetes, Acrospermales, Acrospermaceae. The transcript has a single exon.
UCCCACUCAUUGAGACCGAUGACAUGCCAACAUCUCAGGUAUUCACAUUGAUUAUUUGACCCUACUUUCAUUCAAUUGUCCUCGUCACCUCAGCUUCAAGGUCAGGUACAUGCAUCAUAAACGGACCGGCCUUGUCACUACUAUUUUGGUCCUUCUGCUCGCGAGGCACCCAUCUGAUCUUAACAUCGUGUUCCACAGACUAAUUGUACAUUUUGGCGUUGGCGUCCACUAUCAUCCAUUCCAUACUCAUAUCAAACCUAGGAACACGUUCGUCAUCCUUUAUGCGAACGAUGCUGAUGUUACUAUCCACACGAAUUGUUGCAACUCCAGAUCCAACGAGACUGCCCCCACGCGUGCUCUCACUCUUCUGAUCCAUCACUAGAGCAGCAGCCAUGCCUUCAUCGCGACUGGCCCCCAUUACUCACCACAGGCCUGCAGCCGGGUUUGAUGCUGUGGGUCUAGUGGAGAGAAAAGUGGACUUACUUAGCCUAGCCAUUCGAUGAUACCCACCC